This is a messenger RNA of Zygotorulaspora mrakii, 987 nucleotides long. It is a transcript of the gene TAD3, whose product is annotated as Tad3p. Gene Ontology annotation, cellular component: nucleus; cytoplasm. NCBI's taxonomy places the organism in Eukaryota, Fungi, Ascomycota, Saccharomycetes, Saccharomycetales, Saccharomycetaceae. The record is from RefSeq and is a predicted model, not a curated record. Gene Ontology annotation, molecular function: tRNA-specific adenosine-34 deaminase activity. The coding region runs from base 1 to 987 and encodes 328 amino acids. The transcript has 3 exons.
AUGGUUAAAAAAGCAUUGAACCCAUUGAAAAUAGAUUUCAAAAAGUGCAUUGUUGAGGAUUGCCUUCUGCAAAUACGAAAUGAGAAAAAUCUCGAGGAGCCUGAGUUGAUAAAUGUCUGGACUAUUCAAAUCAAUGCUAAGGAUUCAAAAUUGCUUAUAGAUUUUAUUAGAAGCAAAAUUCUGGAUGAAGAUGGAAUUUUUUUGAACCAUAUCAAAAGGAUUAGAAAAGUGGAGGGGCCGAAGAAAAUGCUGGAGGUUGUAUUAUGUUCCACAGAAUUUGCGCAAGAUGAAGCAGCUUGCAUGUCCCUGCUUACCAACUGCGGAUUCAACUAUCAAAACCUAAGCUGCGAAAAUCUGAUUCCUAAGCAAGGAGCGCCAACGAAGGAGUUGGCAAUUGAAUGGUCCGAACUCUAUUGGCCCUUAAAUUGGUGCGGAAACCCGAAUGAUCAGAUUCUAAAUGAAUACACAUUCGAUAUAGAUUUUAUCAGAGAAAAGCUGGCUCAAAUAACGUCGAUUUCCCAAGAAGAAGCAAAAAAAGGAAAUAAAGUCCCAGUUGUGACAGCUUUCGUCAACCCAUGCGAUGCAGAACACCCUAUAGUUUCAACAGAUCAACGUAGCGAGGUAAAUGAUCUUGUUUUAGACCACAGCAUAAUGAUUGGAAUUAGAAAAGUUGCUGAGGACACGAAGCUAAAAGAGUCACAAUUGACCGAUAGCACCAUUGGAACUGAUUCAACGUACCUCUGUCUUAAUUUUGAUGUUUAUACCACGCAUGAACCAUGUUCAAUGUGUUCAAUGGCUUUAAUACAUUCUAGAGUAAAAAGAUGCAUUUUUAUACGACCUAUGUCGAAAACAGGAACCUUGAGGGCUGAUAGUGGUGAUGGAUACUGUAUGCAUUGCAACAAUUCCUUAAACUCAAAAUUUGAAGUUUUCCAAUGGAUCGGUAACGACUUCGCACCAAUUGAGAUCGAGUCGAACUUGUGUGCCUAG